Molecule: messenger RNA, 2674 nt
Organism: Lottia gigantea (owl limpet)
Lineage: Eukaryota; Metazoa; Mollusca; Gastropoda; Lottiidae
Exons: 11
Coding region: 353-1843 (496 amino acids)
Biological process (GO): signal transduction
Source: RefSeq, a predicted model, not a curated record
AUUAGAUAUCAAACUAGUGUACUAUUGGGACAUUAGACGUGGUUUGUUUGAAGUGUAUAUUCGCUGCUAUUUUCUAGGAUAUUGAAGUAUAAUCGUGUAAAAACAAACGCCUAUAUUCUGUACUACGGACCACAACUAAUUUCCACAGGGCUACUAUAAAUAGCCACUAUCUUACGCUGCACCUUCGAUGAUGUUUACUCAUAAUACCGGACAUAAGUGAAAUUAUUAUUAAGAAAUAUCGUAGAUCGGUUUUGAUUCUAUAAAUAAACCAUUUCACAGUAUAGGAAAGAGUAAAACAACAAGCUUUUUGUAAACUAAAGUCCAUCAGAGCUGUAUUAUAAGCAUAUUAUAUAUGGAAAUGAAUAAUGAUAAUAUCGAAGAAGAACAACCAACUCCAGAAACCGUGUCAAGAUUAGUUAACCAGUUUCAAGAUAUGGGAAGUACUCCCAGUACACCACGAAACACUUCUCCUUCCAGGGCCAGUGUAGAUACACAGGAUACAAUGCAGUCGUCAUCUCAAACUACUACCUCCUCUAAACCACCACCACCACCUAAUUCACAGAACAGUCAGGGAGCUAAAGAUUUGAUGAUCAGCUAUAGUCAUGCUGACUCAGAAUUCAUGAAAAAAUUAAGAGAGAAAUUAGAAGCCAGUGGGAUAUCAGUAUGGGUAGAUGUAUCAGGGCUACAAGCUGGAGUGGAUUUUCUUAAUAAAAUAGGACAAGCUAUUAUUGAUGCCAAAUUAUUUAUUUCCAUAUUAAGUUCAUCAUCUAUUAACUCUAAAUAUUGUAAAGAUGAACUAGCUCUAGCUUAUAUAUCCAGUUCAGCUAUAUUUCCUAUUACUUUAGAACCUAGAAAGAAUUUUUACCAUUUAAUGGAUACUGGCAUGAAGUUACAACUAGCUAGCUAUAAAUGGGUAGAUUUUCAUGAAGAAGAUAAAAUAGAAGAAAGUUUUAAAGAGCUGAUUGAUAUGUUACAUACUGAAUUACAUCAGAGACAAGAGGAAGAGGAGAAGGAGAAAAACCAACAAGAAAGGGACUAUGAGAAAAAGAGGAAACGUUUUCAACGUGCAAACUCUAGAGCCAAUAUAUACAGAAAGUCUAUGAGUAAUACAAUUGAAGAUGAAAAAGAAAUACUGCCAUCACAGUUCUGGCAAGACAGAUUUACUGGACAGAAAAUAGAGUGGUCAAAGUUUGUAGAUGCUGUAGUAAAGGCCUUCCAGUCGAAUAUGGACUAUGUGUUCUCUAGUAGUGAAGAUCAGAAAUGGUUGAUGGGUGUUUUACAUCGUGAAAUGGAGGUUGAUUCUGAUGAUUUUUUACAUUAUGACAAAUUUGAAGGAUUUUGUACAGUAGAUGAUGAAAUACAAUCAGUAUGGAAAAGAAUAGAAGAUCAAGCUAGAGAAAAUUAUGCUAUGAAAGAAGUCUUUGAUAUGGAUUCGUCUGUCAGAGUGGAAGCAAUUGAAAAUCUUGCAAAAUUCCGAAGUGCUGCUGUUAUAGAAGCUUUACGUGAUUUAUUAUCAGACGCUGAUGCUAAUGUAAGGGCGGUAGCAGCUAUAUCACUAGCUAGAACAGAAGCUAAUGAUACACAAACUGUCAACAGAUUACUACGAAUAUUAAUUGAUAAAGAUAGAUUAGUGAGAGAAGCAGGAUGUCUAGCUCUAGGUCAUCUUCAUUCUAAACAAGCUGUUUCCAAAUUAUUACAUAUGUGGAGAAAUGAUGUAAUAUCUCAUGUACGAGAAGCAGCUGCUGUAGCUUUACAACAGAUAGGUGGUGAAGAAGUAGAACAAGCUAUGCAUGUGACCAAAGUAUUAGCAGAUGAAAUUAGGCAGUUGACUGAAGACUCUUAAAAUAAAAUAGUGAUCUUUCUUCAAUGUAACUAUUAUGAUAGUAUUAGCUGAUAAAAUUCGGCAGUUAAAGAAGGAUUCCUAGAGUAGUAUUAGUGAUCUUUCUUCAAAGUAACUAUGAUGAUAGCCGCUGAAAUUUGCAGUUGACUGAAGAAUCUUAAAAUCCUUACCUAAGUUACCUCUGUUUCUGAUUUUAAAAAUUGUGACAAAAGUUUUGACGUAUAUUAUAUAUUGGCCAUUUAUAUAUUAAAGAGGAUCUGAUUCAAUAACUUUAUCAAAGGAGUACAAUUCUGUUAUUUGAUAUGACUUUAGAUGAAGUAAGUAUCAUUACAUUUGAAAGUAGUAGUUUAUAUAUAGUGCAGUGAUAAAAGUGCAUUUCUGAAGGAAUAUUUUUUGAUUUAUGUUAACUGUGAAUUUUAGAAAGUUUACUUGAAACUUUUCAACAUUAACUUAAACCAAAUGUCAAAUAGACUCUAAAUUUGUUUAUUGAUGUAAUGAAAAGGGGAAAUUUAAUCAACUUGCUCUCUUGAACUUUAUGCUGUUUGCCAAAUUAAAUGCCAAGAUUUUUUUCCCCAUGACAUUUGAUAUGAAGAAACAUUGUUAUUUAUUGCAAGAUUAGUGUUCUAAUAUAUAUAUUUUUUCCAAUCAAAAUGAGCAAACAAUGUGCAGGUCCUAUAAAACCCAUUCUCCAUCACUGUAACAUUAUAAUUCUAUCAUAAAUUAAGAUGCUCAAAUCAGAUAUUUACAUGACUAAUUGUAUUUAUAUUUUGAUAUUUUGUUUAUUUAAUGACUAUAUUAAUCUAUGUUGUAUAAAAUUAUUUUAUUUGUUGUGUU